GAAUUGGGUCGAAUUAGUUAUUUCAAUUUCGAUAAUAUGAGUUAUUUAAGUAUGAAGGAAAAAAAAGGAUCGAAAAUUAAUUAGACAUGACCAAAUUGAAUAAAAUGAACCAAAUAUAUUGAUUUUUCAUCCUUUUGAUAAAUGAUUCUAUCAUGAUUCGAUCCAGUUCUGGGUUGGAUCUACCGUUGCCCCAUCUCUACAUGUAGGACCAUCUGUCCAUCCAUCUUUGGAGGACAUGUGUCCCAAUCAAAGGAUGCAAGGGUGGGCAUUGAUUCGAUCCAGAACCAAAUCAAAUCGAGGAAAGACAGUAAUCAAAACCAAAGGAAAAUCGAGGAUAAAAACUAAAUCAAAAGCAUAUUUGGUUCCGUCCAAAUUUAAAUUCAAUCCACUUUUCUUUUAAUACUUAAAAUAAUUUGCACAAUCAAAACAUAUUUAAUAUGAUUCCGUCCAAAAAUUCGAUUCGAUACAAUUCGAUUCGAUAUAAGUCCGAAUCCUUUCGACCUUUCCCAUCCCUAGAUGAAAGUAAAUUGGGAUUUACAUACAACGAACGGUCUUGGAUCUGUACACCUUUAGCACCAGGCACUAGGCAGCCCACCCAUGGUUUUGGGCAGAAUCUUUAGCGAACCCACUAACUAAACCACUGGCUUCCUUCCUUCCUGGCCUAAAACCAGAUAAGCAGCACAGACAAACCUUCAAAAGCAAACUACCUGAGCUAAAUCUGUCAAAACAAACAUCAUCCCAUCUCAUAGACAAUCAAUCACAACUGAAAUAAAAUGGUUUUUUUUCAAGCAAGUAAAAGAACCAUUAUCACCUGAAUCAAGCUAGACUAGUCUAGCCACACCGAAACAAGAUCGAGAAUAUGUAACCGGUCCAGACGGAGUGAUCUACUCAUAUUAAAAUUUUCGAUUUAAGACUUCGAGAAAUGGAGGAGGGAUAGUAUGCAAGCACAACAUAUUGUAAUACCAUGUCCUCAUUUUGUUUGCCUCUGCAUCAUUUCCAUUGGUUUUUUGCUCUGCUGCUGCUGCUGCUGCUGCUGCUGUAUAUUUCAGAGAGGAUCAUUAUGCAAAGCAGCCAGUGGAUAAGGGACUACUAGUACUAGAUCCCCGUGCCCACCUCCACAGACCUCAGUUUAUAUUUCAGUGAUGAUUAAGACAUCACAAAGCACUAAGCUGUGCUUAAUUAUGUUAAUAAUACCCAUUAGCAGUGAUGCAUGAUAAGAACACGAGAGGCAUUAAAUAUUGUUGGGGCACUCAUAAUAGUUCAGGCGAAUCCAAGAUUAUGAAGAUUGCUUAAUAAACUAUACAAAUUACUUUUAGAAUUGAUACCUAGCUAGCACAUGUGUGACUUAAACCUGGGGGACUUUGUUUUUGCCUUUCUUCUCACAAGUCACAUUUCAGCUUAAUAUUUAAUAAGCCACACAGAGAAAAGAACAGAGUACUUUUUGGGAAGGGGAGCAGAAGACAGAGGAAUCAACCGACCAUAACUAGUAACCUUUGUAACCACAACCAAAACAAGCGACUCCUAUUGUUGGUAUUCAACUGCAAAACCAUCAAACUCCCCUCCUGAGAAAACCAUUUCCUAUAUAAACCCCACAACCAUGGCUCAGUCAUUUCAUCAAACUCAUCUCAAAACCCAGCAGCAAAGCAAGCAAGUUCAUUCAGCAUUCAAGUUAUUUUACCCUCUUCUCUUCUGUUUUCAAAUCUAAAUACAAACAAUGGCAAAGAAUGUGGCUCAAUCUCCCCUGGAAACCAGCAUGGCUUCACUUGACCAAAGGUUGGCCAUGGCCAAGCGUUGCUCUCAUGAGGGAGUGGUUGCAGGAGCAAAGGCAGCUGUCCUAGCUGGCAUUGCUACUGCUAUUCCAACUCUGACCAGUGCAAGAGUGCUUCCAUGGGCAAGAGCUAAUCUCAAUCACACUGCCCAAGCUCUCAUCAUCUCCACAGUUGCUGGAGCAGCCUAUUUCAUAGUUGCUGACAAGACUGUCCUAGCUACUGCAAGAAAGAACUCACUCAAGCAUGCUUCCAACAAUUGAAGAAGCAUGGAUUCUAGUUUCUACUAUGACCAAUUAUGUGAACUUCAUCCACUGUUGUUUAAAAAUAAGAUGAACUUCACUUA
Messenger RNA from Linum trigynum, 2112 nucleotides. NCBI's taxonomy places the organism in Eukaryota, Viridiplantae, Streptophyta, Magnoliopsida, Malpighiales, Linaceae. The record is from the annotation of a GenBank genome assembly.